Fraxinus pennsylvanica is the source of this 591-nucleotide messenger RNA. The record is from the annotation of a GenBank genome assembly. Lineage: Eukaryota; Viridiplantae; Streptophyta; Magnoliopsida; Lamiales; Oleaceae.
AUGACGUCAAUUUACCCGAUCAUCGUACCAUCAAUUCCCACAUUAUUAAUAUUGUUUUUCCUAACAACGAAAUCCAUUUCUGCAGAUUCCCAAUCAUCAUCUUCAUCUGCCAUUUAUGACAUUUUGGAAUCCCAUGGUCUGCCAAUGGGCCUGUUCCCAAAGGGAAUUUCUGAAAUUUCAUUCGACCCUGACUCUGGCCGCAUGGAGCUCCAUUUGGUGUCUCCUUCCCCUUGCGAUGCGAAAUUCGAGACCAGGGUUCGUUACGAGUACAAUAUUACGGGCACAUUGGCUUAUGGCCAGAUUGUUAAUUUAUCUGGGGUAGCUGCCCAGGAGCUUUUCCUCUGGCUUCCUGUGAAAGGGAUCCGGGUCGACAUUCCGAGCUCAGGGUUGAUUUAUUUUGACGUUGGGGUUGUGUUUAAGCAGUUCUCGUUGUCAUUUUUCGAGACUCCAAAAGAUUGUGAUGUUUCGGCAAAGGGAGAUCAAGUAAAUGUUAUCAUUUUGUUUAAUGAUCAAGGACAAAUUGCUGAGCGUCCAUCCAGAAAGUUUGGGAGAAAACACGACGAGGGGAAUGCAAUGAGAGCUGUUUCAUAA